This is a messenger RNA of Serendipita indica DSM 11827, 4608 nucleotides long. The record is from the annotation of a GenBank genome assembly. Lineage: Eukaryota; Fungi; Basidiomycota; Agaricomycetes; Sebacinales; Serendipitaceae.
AUGGCGCUCGUCUCAACUCCUAGCAAUGCGUUUCAGCAGCGCUUGAACAAGGAGAAUGGUCCCCACCAGCUCGAGACGCCUUCAACGGCGAGCUCAACGGCGUCAAGACAGCGUGUCGUGUUUUCAAAUCGAAACCAGGAGCAUUGGUUUGGCCCCGUGCUCUCUGUCUAUCGCACGCCCUCGUCGUCACAAGAACCCUCAAAGUCCAUCCUCAAAAAGCGCACCUAUGAAGAGUUUCUUGCUGACGACCUUUUUCCUCCCGAUCAACUCCAACGACCGAGCACGCCAGAGCCAGAAAAUCCGCCGGAACAGCCAACCUAUUUGCUGUCGCCCAUCAAGACGAUUGUCCAGUCUGUCGCUCCUGGCUCUUUUGACGACGUUCCAGAGCCCACUCUGCUCAAUCUCAUCGAGGCUUACUGCGUCCUCAACGCCCGUAUCCGCGCAAAGCUCCUGCCGGUGCCCACCCUUGGCGAACCAAAGCCAGCAUCGACUGAGACAUUGGUCAUACCGGCCAUACAGCCGCUGCGCCAGUAUAUCAACCAGAUCGCUAUCGCAAUGACUCGAGAUAUCUCUCGGGCUCUCGAGGACCCGCUCAAAGGUAGUGAAACCCCCCAAGAGGACCUCCCUAGUCUGCCCUCGCCACCGCCUUCCUCACCCAUGGCCUUCGACUCGUCGCCAAUGGCGCUUAGCACUGCGUCGGACACGCCUGCAAAAAAGUCUGGCAUGAACGAGCAGCAGGUCAAACACGCACGAGACCUGUGUACGGUCGCACAGUCUGCCAUGAAGUUCUUUUCGUGCCUACUCUCGUUUACGGGCUUGAUACACAAUGGCAUCCUUUUCACAGAGCAGCAGUUAUCUGUCCUCGUUGGCGCUGUCCUCUCUGUCCCACAGGGCUCACCGUUACCAACGCCAAACUCUCGCAAGACAUGCGCACUUGCAGUUGGUAUCCUCGCUAAUUGCAGUCUGCCAGCAGCAGUCCUAGAGCCACACGCGACCGAGAUUGCGACCGUGUUCAAGCGUGGCAUUGACGGCGAGCUGGGUAGAGAAGGCAAGAAGGGAUCAGCAACAUCGGGCAUUUUCCUCUUCCCGUUUAGCAUUCUUGUCCCCUCCCUUCUCCGCAUUAUCUCUGGACCCACAAACAAUAUGCAUUCGCAUUCUGGGUUUGCGCUCGGUGGUUUGGCGUGGGCAUCCAUUGAAGCACCCUCGACCCCAACCGCUAUUCGGGACGCCGUGACCGAAUGCCUCUCUUUGAAGCCAGCAAAGAAAAAGGAUGGCAACCAGAAGGAUGUCCAACCUCCUCCAGUUCUUGUUUCCGUUACCAGAUACUUUCACCAUCUCUUGCAAACGACAACCGCAAAGGACUCUGGCGAUGGCAAAUCGGAGGUGGGAUCCGCGGCAGCUAAUGCGGCACAUACUGUCGCCAUGUGGGGGCUCAUGGUUCUGAGUUCGCUCAUUGUCCUUUCCCAGGGGGCAUUCCAUAAUAGCAAGCUCCUCACUGGGACCAUCACCCGAAUUGCUCGUAUCCUCCUCGCGAGCAAACGUGUGGCGAUCCGUACCGCUGCAUCCUGGUGCUGGCGAUCCUAUCUGUGGUCUGUCAUGCGUCAAUUUGACGAAAUGGACGUCGAGCAGCAUGAUGACAAGGUCGAACUCAUCCAACGAGUAUUUGAGUUUCUGGACAAGGGAGUCGGAACCGGUCUUGUGUGUGCGUUGCUCGUUGGCAGUGCCGGUCGAGAGGAUAGGGAUUUGAGGAUCGACUUGAGCUUGACCGCGCUCUCCGAGAUGACCAAUCGACGGGCAAAUGUGGACGAAGUUCUCCAUGUUCUUUCACGUCUACUCGAGACGGAAAAAUAUGCGAGCCCCGAAGGACCAGCGCUUGGAUGGGACUUGAAUAAGCUCCUACCAAUGCCGCUCUUUGAUGGACAACUGGCGGAUGCCGAUCCCAAACAAGUGCUUGUUCUCAUCAAGCAGCAAGCGUCGCUGGACGAAAACUGGGCAGAAGAAAUCACGCCCCUCAGAAAAGAGGAAUGUGAUAGUCGAUUGAGCAAGCUCUAUGAAAUUUGGCAUGGUGCUGUCAGAUCUCAAGGAAUUGACGAGCGUGGGCAUCCAUUUGUAUGUAUACCCGCUCUCUCUCUCGCUGCAUUAUUAACGCCUCCAAAGGAGAAUAUUCAAGAAGCUUGGAAGCUCCUGGUCAAGCUUCUUCCGACACCCCCAUCGGAAACAGUCCUGUCGUUUAUCACUGAGCCCACUCACACCUGGACAAAUAUUGCCGAGCCUACCAACUCUAGCUCCUUGAUCCCACAUCAGGUUGCCCAAAUCCGUUUCCUCAAGUGUAUCUGGAAUGGUCUUGCCCAGCAUUUCGGCCCCAUUCCGGAAAUGAAGCAGCUCGCGCUCGACAUUUAUGACCAAGGACUCCAAGUAUUUCAACUCGAGGAGAAGAAGAUUGAAGAAGUGUGUCUCGAGCUCUUCUUCCAACUCUCAGAGAUUGAAAACUCGAUCGUCUCCCUCAUCACGGAACAUGACGAGUGGUCUGCUUCGCUCAAGCACACAUUCUGGACGCAGAGCAUCAACCUUGCGACGGACGAGGACCUCUUGCGAACUCUGUGCCGUGUUCCAUUUGGCGAGCCACAACCAUUUGAACUGUCUGAAGACGACUGGAUCUUCUGGGAGAUGACAUGGCAACAGUAUGCUUCGAUUCGAGGAGAGGACCACGCCGAUAUCUGGAUGUUGCAUCAGCAGUUUGCGGACGAACUCUCUAGUCACCUCUUGCCAGCUGAAGCGUGCAAGAUUGUCACAGCGAUUCUUCGAACUCUUCCAACGACCCCGGCCCCUCAAGAUGUCGACUGCCAUAGCUUUUACACUCUUCUCAACCAGACGUUGCUUCUUGCCUAUAGCUGCGGCUCCAAGGAGUGCAUGCAUCUCGCCAUCUCCAUCCUGCGCGUCUUGACGCAGACGAUGCCACUGUUGCAUGAGACUUGCUUGGAUGCCCUCACUCCUUGCUUAAUCCACUGGAUCCACGACGAAGAGCACCAUUUGUCCGACUCUGAAUACGACCUAAUCGUUGGUUCGACAUUUGAAGCAGCCCUCAAUGUCCUCAAGCGCAAGGCAGUGUCUGGUGAGACGCUUGCGGCUCACAGUGAGUUGUUGGCAUCCAUCGAAGCUCGCUCGACGGAGGGCGGCGCGACGCGAACUGUCUUCCAACGCUUCUGGGAUGGACAAUAUGCGGGUGUUAUCAGUAUGGAUGAUGUCCCCGAAGCACUGUAUCCACUUUUGCAGAUCACGGAAUCAGUGGCCGAGACAGAGGCCAUGGAGGAAGAGGACGCGGCGGAUAACUUGAUGCAGAGCGACGAUACUCCCUCGCAACCCUCUUCAUCGCCCGGAAUUCCGAAUGUCCACGCCGCGUCCCCUCUUCGAGACCCACUUGCCCAUGUCGCACCUGCGAGCGAGGCACCCGAUGCCCUCGACGAUUUACCACCAGAAGUCGCGGCCACGAUCGGCCUAAGACGAUGGACAGGCUCUUCCGAUGAUCUUAGCGCGUCCGUCUUUGGCAAUGAAUCUGUGCCUUCGCCCUUCUACCGCGUCUCGAGGCCUUCGCGAUCCAUCUUCUUCUCGCCCGGAACGCCAGGCAGGAGCACCAUCCCCAACUUUAAUUAUGUUCCCAGCCCUGCUUAUCUUGGACACAGUCCCCGAAAGCCAACUUCUCUUUCUUGCGAGCUUUCGGCUUCGUUGUUCGGCACUGAAUCUCCUGCCUCUCCCAAUAAGAAGAAGAGACGCAUGGGCGAUGACGAUGAUGACAUGACUCCGAGCAAGCGCAGACGGCACGCCGUGGACACCGACUCGGAAUCAGACUCGGACGAUGAUAAAACGCCAAAGAGGCCGUGGCUCGACUUCGACCCAAGCUCAGACGAUGAAGGGCCUCUGCGGUCAAUGCCGUUCCGACCAUUUUCGGCCCACAAUCUUCCAAUGAGUCCCUUCAAGUUUGGAGCACUCUCGUCUGCGCCACCUUCGCCAGCUAAACCGGUGCCGACUGUCAAGCAGCUCAACGAGUGUCUCGCCGAAACCACGCUUGAGAGCCAACCCCGCUAUGUCGAGAGCGGACAAAUGGAAAAGGGAAACCCUAUUGCUAAACGCCGCCGCCUCGAGAGUGAAGACGAUGUUUCGACUAUCGAGCUUGUGCCCUUCUCUGAUGAUGCACUUCAUAGUGAUGAUGUUACGUCUGACUCACUUCCUCCAUCCGACUCGCCUGUUCUAAAUUCGGAUGACCUUGAUCCUCAUGCCAUCGUAUCUCCUCCCAUGGCGGAGGGUGAGGCCGGCAGUGACGAUAGCAACGACAGUCCUCUCAAAGCCCUCGCUGACCGCAAGAAGCGCCAAAACGUGUCAAAGGUCCGCUCGUCGCCCUAUUCUCCUCGAAGACUCCAGCCACCGACUCCGGUCAAACACGCACAAUCGGAGCCAUUCUCGGGCCCUGAAUUCCAAAAGGCCAUCAAGCAAGCGUUUUCACUUUUCCCGUCCAUGGACAACAAGAGUUUGCAGCACAUGUCGUCGCUCUUGGAUCAAAUGCGGAGCAAGGUUGACACCGAGCUCGAGCGUCGGCGUUCGGAACCUUGUUGA